Brugia malayi is the source of this 1482-nucleotide messenger RNA. RefSeq names its product LBP / BPI / CETP family, N-terminal domain containing protein. Bases 1 to 1482 code for a protein of 493 amino acids. The transcript is spliced from 9 exons. Lineage: Eukaryota; Metazoa; Nematoda; Chromadorea; Rhabditida; Onchocercidae. The record is from RefSeq and is a predicted model, not a curated record. Gene Ontology annotation, molecular function: lipid binding.
AUGGCAACUUGCUACGUCAUUUCCUCAUAUAUCUGCAACAUUGCUUUGCUCAUUACUCUUCUUACUACUGCUAAUUACUACUCUGUGAUUGCUGCGGAACAAUUCUCUACAGUGCGAGUGAGAAUUGCUGAAGAAGGAUUGCAAUUUUUCAGCAAAAUUGCACAUCAUAUCGUUGACGAAGAAAUAUGGAAAGUAACACUUCCACAAAUAACAAUUCCGAUUGAAGACGGACCUGGCACUGGUGAAGUGAAUGUAACUGAACUCACAUUACAAGCAUUUAAAUCGCCAACCUUUUCAUUUGAAUUAGCUUCACCAAAUGGUAUCAUUUGGCAAUCGAAAGGUGGAUCGGUGAAGCAGGAAGCUGUCUGGCUUGCUGGCUACUAUUUUGUUGUUCCAAUUUAUCUCUCGGGAUAUGUUAAGGCGAAAAUGGAUGAUAUUCGUGUUUAUAUGCAAACCAAUUUAUUAGUUCGAAAUGACCAUCCACAAGUUGAGAUCACUGAUUGUUCCACAGAUGUUCAGCACCUUUAUGUAUACAUAACAGGAGGUGUCAUACAAUGGGUUGUCAACUUAUUUCGAGCGCAAUUAGCUUUUGUAAUCAAGCAAACCAUACAUGAGAAAAUGUGUGAUGUCAUACGCAAGACUGUUGUUGAUAUCAAUAGCGCUUUAUCAGCACUUUCUACCCAAGUUAAACUAUACAAAAACCUGUAUAUUAACUAUUUAUGCAAGCAGAAACCUAAAGUAACGAGCAAAUACAUUGAAAAUGAAAUGAUACUGGAUGCAACUUAUGGAAAAAGCAGAUGUAUGUUACCGACAAAGCAAAUGGAUAACGAUGUUGGUUCAAAGAGACGAAUGGCUUAUAUUUGGCUAUCGGAACAUAUACCAAAUUGUUUGCUGAAGACUGUAUACGACAAUGAAAAUUUGACAUUUGCUAUAACGCCGAAUACCAGUGCUGGUCGAUUUGCAAACUUUCUAAGAACGGACUGUGAACUGUUUGCAAUAUGUAUCGGGAAAUUUCUUCCGACUUUACGCCUAAAAUAUCCUAAUCGGACUACUUACUUUUUUAUUCGACUAGCUGAAACACCGUACACUGUCAUUGAUGCAAAUGGUAUACGAAUAUUCGUGCGUUCUACGGUAGAUUUACAUUUAUCAUCAGAGAAGCAACAAUCGCACAGAUUAGCAAGGCUUAUGAUGGCCUCAACAGCUUACACCGUUCCAACAAUCCUGCAUAGGAAACUUGUGGGUAUUAUCAGUAAUGUUACAACAGUACUGCAUGAACAAGAUUCAACUGUGGGCCACUUUAAUGUUCAGAUGCUCAAACUUUUAGAGAAAAUAAUGGCGGAAACUGUGAAAUUAAUUGGAGGAGCAGCACUUAAAAUUGGUGUACCACUACCCCUCAUAGAUAAUGUGACAAUCGCGGAUGACGCCCAAAUUGUUACAAGAAAUGGAUACGUUCGUGUUGAUUUUGAUUUCACUUAUGAAUAG